GCGAGACUAAACUAGGGGGUCGCAUGCCUAACUUCGCUUGCAUCGACGGUAUCAGAACCUUGCCUUUCACAUUAGUCUGCGACCAUCGGUACGACUGCCUGGAUAACUCGGACGAAGAAUUUUGCGUUCACCGGCAGUGCUCCGACAGCACGUGCAAGGCCAGCGCCGAGUGCAUUCCCUACAGCGCCUGGUGUGACGGCAUGCAGCACUGCACCAACGGCCUAGACGAAGUCAAAUGUUUCCUUCAGCCGCGUCCAGCCGUCUCCCGCCUCCCACCUCCUGCUGUCGUUAACCUGGACGGCUACGGUAACUUUACCCAACAGCCCUUGCUGCCGAACCAGACGUGUCCUCCCACACACUUCCGGUGCGCGGGUGAAUCGGCCUACUGCCUUCCUGUGUAUCUUCGCUGCAACAAGAUCUUCGACUGCCCCGAUAGGGAGGACGAGGCAGACUGCGACCACCAUACCUGCCCGGGCUUCUACCGCUGCCACAAUUCCAUGGUUUGCGUACAUGCGCAGCACCUGUGUGACGGGGUAUUCCACUGCCCGCAGCAGGACGACGAGCGGCUGUGCGGGAUGACCUGCCCCGACAGAUGCCACUGCCAGGGCCUGGCCUUCGUGUGCGAGGUUCCUUUCAGGGCGUACGACCACCGCAACCUGCGAUAUCUCGAUGCCACGGGGACUGGCAUGACCCCGCAGCUCCUCGGCGACAAGUUUUAUCUCAUACACUUGAUUCUAGCCAGCUGUUCUCUGGAGAAACUUUCCGGUCUUCAGUUCCCCAACCUGCGUUUGCUAGACCUUAGCGACAAUCAUAUCGAGACAGUGGACAUGGAGAUCUUCCAUGGCUUGAAGAACCUCCGCAUCUUGCGUCUCUCCAAUAACCCCCUGACAUCCGUUACGGGUGCCGUGUCGUCCUUUGACCACCUGUACCUCAUGCAGGUUGAUCUGUCCGUGACGCAGCUAGUGACCUUUGACACUAAGCCAUUCUCUAACUUCACCAACAUCAGGAACCUCAAUCUUUCCUACACGCCCAUCGAAUCCAUUGGCCCAGUCGCUUUCAGCGAGACGGCCAAUCUUGAGGUGCUGGACGUUCGAGGUACAAAACUAGAACACUUCCCUCGGACGAUGCUGAAGCAGCUGAACAGUCUCAAGACUGUGUACGCGGAGAACUACAAGAUCUGCUGUAAGGUCACUUUGCCGGACGAGUUCGACAUCACCAAAUGCUUCGCUCCCACGGACGAAAUCUCCUCCUGCGAGGAGCUCCUGCGCUCCACAGUCUACCGCUUCUUCCUGUGGAUUUUCGCUACCAUGGCCAUCGCUGGCAACAUCGGCUGCCUCGUCUACCGACUCUUCAUCAAGGAACACAUUUCUCAGGCUGGCUUCGACGUGCUAGUGACCAACCUGUGCGUGUCUGACUUCCUGAUGGGCGUGUACCUGGUGAUGAUUGGCGGCGCGGACCGCCUGUACCAUGGCAACUAUAUCUGGCACGACAGCGCCUGGAAGGCAAGCGCCUUUUGUCAGACGGCUGGCUUCCUCUCCUUCCUGUCCUGCGAGAUGUCAGCUUUCAUCAUCUGCCUCAUCACCUUUGACCGCGUUCUCGUUUUCCGGUAUCCGUUCGGCGCCGUGCGAUUCCGAAGGUCUUCAGCGCGUGUGGCCUGCGCAUGCGCGUGGUUGGCCGGCCUGACCUUAGCUACCCUUCCUCUGCUGCCCAUCACAUCCCACUGGCAGUUCUAUGGGCAGACCGGCAUCUGCAUCCCGCUGCCCAUCACCCGCAACAUCGUCAACGGCCACCAGUAUUCCUUUGCCAUCAUGAUCGUGCUCAACUUCCUCCUCUUCCUGCUCAUCGCCUUGGGUCAGGUGCUCAUCUUCCUGUCGGUGCGGGACAACUCCAUGGGCAAGGAUCCCAUCCGGCAGACGCGCGACCUGGCCAUCGCCCGCACUCUCACCACCAUCGUUGUGACGGACUUCCUGUGCUGGUUCCCCAUCGGGCUGCUUGGCAUCCUGGCCUCCAUCGGGAUCCCCAUCCCCGAUGAGGUCAACGUGGGGAUGGCCAUUUUCGUCCUUCCCGUCAACUCGGCUUUGAACCCUUUCCUGUAUACCUUCAACACGCAGAUGGAGCGCCGGCGCCGUGCCAAAGAGGCGCAGAUGAUUCGUUGCCUGGAGAAGCGAAUCUUGACAGAACUGUACAACAUCGACGACAACCUGACCCGCAACCGCCGGCCGCCGUCGCGGAGGGACGCCAUCGACAAGAUCCGCACUCUCGUCCGGUCGCAACGUUCCUUCAGCGGUUCCUCCAUCGACACCUUCUCAAUCAGCGGCCGGCGCAACGGCAGCAAGAAGUCGCUGUCCAUGGAGGGUUUCCCCAUGGCCAGUACUCGCCAGGAGGCGCUCUCCACCAUCCAGGACAUCCUGGACCGUAGUGUGCUCAGCUUGGAGGACCUUUCUCGUCUGCUGGCCAACUACCAGGGACACGGCGUGUUCCGGAACGUUCACUCAUUUCCCAACACCCGCGUCUUCUCCGGGCGCGACGAUGAGGAUGAUGUUAUGUUCGACUUUCAGGCGGCGUCGGAGUGUUGAUGACAAGUCCUUCCUAUGAGCCAGGUGCGUGUGACCGUUCAGAAGUGCGUGCAGCGUGAACGUACACGUGACCGUCGAUGAUGCGUAAUGAACAGUUCCUGAGCUUGACUUGCUGAACUUGCUUGUCGCUGUUAAUGUCCUUCUCGUCUUUGCUGAUGAUGUCUACGAUAAUAUAUAUAUAUAUUCCUACAGGAACGGACUGGCGGCAGGAGAUAAAACAAUGUAAUGACGAUAUUUUAUAUGUGCAAUGUGGUUUCGUCUACUAUUAAAUUUUAAUUUACUUUUUGAAAAUUCCAGUGACUGUUCAGGUGUUUUGUUCAUCUCCUUCUCCUCCUUUGUGUGGUUUUCUGUCUUGUUCGCAUUUUCUUUUUCUUUAGUAUAAAAACGUUUCUUUAAAAAUAGGAACGAUAAAAACGUCUACAAUAUAGCCAAAAGGAGAAGUUUAGUGUGACCAUUAGGAGAAUGGUGUAGCGUGUGGUGAGAACACAGGUAGAGUUAAAAGUGUAGUUAUAAGGGUUGGAGAUGGUUGGGUAGUUGAGGGGGACUUGC
Molecule: messenger RNA, 3125 nt
Organism: Pomacea canaliculata
Lineage: Eukaryota; Metazoa; Mollusca; Gastropoda; Architaenioglossa; Ampullariidae
Product: G-protein coupled receptor GRL101-like
Exons: 2
Coding region: 24-2576 (850 amino acids)
Biological process (GO): G protein-coupled receptor signaling pathway
Cellular component (GO): membrane
Molecular function (GO): G protein-coupled receptor activity; protein binding
Source: RefSeq, a predicted model, not a curated record